CAGAACCCGAGUUUCUGCAUGUGUUCUUCACCGUGUUAAUACCCUGAACAAAGGCCAGCUUUCCAAUCCAUUUCCAUGGCUUUUUUGCCAUUACUUUUUGUUAUCCUCACCUAGCAAAUGCUUGCAAUUGAUCAAAUGAUGGUUUACUUCAAUUCCAUGGCUAUUUCCCCUCUAGUCUCAUCGAGUUACUUGUGUUUUGCAGGACCAGUCCCGUCUUGCGAAGAACAUGAAAUAUUCGUCGGAGGCUUAUCGUGGAGCACCAAUGAUCGACGAGUCAAAGACGCCUUCAGGCGUUUUGGAAAAAUUCUCGAUGCUCGAGCAACAUCCGUUUCCCCCCCUCAUUUUUUCGUGCAUUUUAUGGAUGUGCUGGCUUGUCCAUGUCCUCUACUGUUCUUGAUUUUUUGCCUCUGUGUUUAUCAUGAACGCGAUUAAUUUUUAGGUCUUCGUAUUUCUGAUAUAGUGCUUGCAAUUUAGUGCAACGACAUUCGUUCUGGAAUUGCUUGUAUUUUACGGGAGAUCUAGAAGAGUUGAGAUAUUGUAAUUUUAGUUUUUCGCAUUCUCAAUGUAGUGCAACGACAUUCAUUUACUUCGGUUUAUGCUGGAAAAGCCUAGAGGAAUGUGUUUUCCCCCUUUUGAUUUCUCUAUUUUAUAUCAGUUCAUAUUUUAGUACUGUGAGUUUCUUUACUCCCUUUUGAUUGAUUAGUCAUGAUUAUGUAUUGAGGAAGUCUCACUUAGCUAUCUCUGUACAAGCUUUUUGUUAGUCUCGAGGAUUAUAUGAAAAAUGCUUCUUAUUCUGUUUGAGCUUCUGUCCUUAUAAAAGUUGGUUUGUUUUCGUGAGAGUGUAACUUGUCGUGUUUCUGCAGGUCAUUGUAGAUCGGUUUUCCGGUCGCUCGUGUGGAUUUGGAUUUCUUACCUUUGCAAAUCGUCGUGCAAUGUAUAAUGCAAUUGGGAAAUGAGUGGCUAGGAACUUGACCAGCGUACUAUCUCAGUGGGAAAGGCUAAUUUUAGUAUGAAGGCAGAAUACGAAGAACCAAGCUAAUUUAUCUAGUGGUCGGGUUAGCUUUAAGAGAGAAUCUAGAUACAUAGUUGAUGAUGAAUGCUUUAAGUGUGGACGCUUGGGGCAUUGGGCACGUGAUUGUCCUUUAGUUGGAAGGCAUAGACCCUCAGUUUCGUCUCAUUUUCGGUGUGAAAGCGAUGACAGCGAGGGUUCUUUUGAGGAAGACCGUGAUCAAUACAUGGAUGAACAAUAUGACGGAGGACAACAAGUUAAGGAUCAUUUUGAUAAUAGACAAGACAAGGAUGGAUGCGAUGACUACGAUCAUAACGACAGGGUGACUUCUACAAAAAGGAGCUUCCAAUGAAAAUAGUUCUUGCUCUCACUUAGUUGACAGCUGUAUGGUUGGAAAUGUGACUGUGAGUUUGUCGAGUAAUAUGCUUAAAGAAUGUGAGAAGUUCAAACACUACUCAUGUUCCCUUGAGAAUCACAAACACAAAACUUCUUCAUUCCAGAACGAAGAGGAAAAGAAGGGGGACCGUGAAGCUUGGUUAACAGCUACAAACUUCUCUCAGGAGGAUUCUAGGACCAUGCUUGCGACUAUGGUUUUAUUUGAUGAGUUGUCGUUUAAGAAAGUGGAGAGUGAAAAUUUCCAGAAAUUUUGUCAAUCAUUACAGCCUAAGUUUGUCAUUCCAUCACAAGUUACGAUAAUACAAGAUUGGUUUCAAAUAUACUUGAGCAAGAGAAAGCGUCUGAAAAAUGUCCUCACGCAGAAUUGUCAAAGAAUAUGUUUGACUAUUCAUACGUGGACCUCUUUCAUGAAGAAAAUUAUAUGGUUUUAACUGCACAUUUUGUUGACAAAGGCUGGGAUUUGCAUGAAAGGAUUUUGAACUUUUGUCAAAUAUCUGAUUGUGAAGUAGAAACAAUUGGUAAAACAACAGAGAAGUGUUUCCUUGAAUGGGGUAUCAAUGGAGUGCUCACUGUAACUGUUGGAAGAGAGAGUUCCAACGAUGCUGUAAUUAGUUAUUUGAGAGAUAAGUUCAUAGCACAGGAUUCUUUGGUGUUAAAUGGGGAGUUCUUAUACGUAAGGUCAAGUUUCCGUGUAUUCAGGAUGUUAAUCAAUGACGCUUGGAAACACUUAUACAAGUCUAUACUCCUAAUUCGAUAUUUUGUGAAGAAUAUUACAUCUUCUCCCGCAAGGUUACAGACUUUUAGAAACUUUGCCUUUGAUAAAGGAAACAUUCUCCCAACAGAUGAGCUUUUCAAUCUGGAUGUACCAGCAACAUGGUUUCACACAUGUGAUGCAUGCAGUUGCGAAUUUCCAAUUUGUAUUUGAGAGGAUAAAAGAUCAAGAUCCGAAGUUUUUUUCGGAGGCCAUACAUUCACUGGAGGAUUGGGUAAAUAUUUGUGCAUUUGUCAAAUUAUUGGUGGUUCUUAAUGACAUUGCUUUAAAUAUUUCUGCACCUUCAUACAUAAGCCCGAAGAAAUAUUUUCAUAAGCUUUGCUCGAUACAAGUUUUGAUUCAAGAAUAUUCUCAAUAUCAAAAUGAUAACCCGUAUUUGCAUUGGAUGAUAGAAAGCUUACAAGUUAGGUUUAAAAAAUACUGGGGCAACUCUAAUAAAACAAACUUCCUGCUAUAUGUAGCUGUGGUUCUUGGUCCAAGGUAUAAGUUAAAGUUUUUGAAGGAUCGGUUUCGGGAAUUUUGGGGGGAUGUUGUUGCUGAUAAGAUGACUGCAAAGGUGAAAGGAACUUUACAAAAAAUGUGUGAUGAAUACUUCUUCAAUAUGACAAGAGAUGAACUGAAUACUGUCAUUAGUUCACCUGUUGGAUCUGUUCGUGCAUCAAUGGUUGAGAAAUUUAAGAAAUUUCUUGACAAAGAAGCAUCAAAUGAUAGUAAGAUGGCGGUAGAUAAUUAUUUGGACGAAUGCUGCCAUCGAAGAGAUGGCAAGGAUCUGGAUGUUUUCAAGUGGUGGCAGUUGAACUCUUCUCGAUUCUUAAUCCUCAGUGAAAUAGCCAAGGACAUCUUUGCCAUUCCUCUCACCACAUCUGCAUUUCAGUCUACUUUUAAUGCUGAAGCUCGUGUACUGGAUCGUUUUCGGUCCUUGUUUCCUCUUAAGAUAUUAGAAGCCCUCAUUUGUGUUCAAAGUUGGCUACAACCUAAACCUCUCGUGGCUGAUGUAGGUGAUGUAAUAGAAGAUAUUGAUAAAUUAGAUCAAGAAUUUUCUAAAAUUGGAGGUGAACUUGGACUCCAUUGCGGAUCAAACUUUUCAAGGCUGUGCAGGUGGUUUUUAUGUCUAAUGGAAUAGGGUAAUGAUAAAGAUUUUGGUCCUCAAUGUGUGAGGGUAUGAAAAUGGAGGAAGAAGUUUCAGUUUCAGAGAAGGGUAACUAGCUCAUCUUCCUUUGAACACUACUACUAAUGUGUAUGUAUUUUGUUGAAGUUGUAGAAAUUUCCAAAAAGUUUCUUUUUGUAAUGAAUUGGUUGGACCUUUAACUAAGUUCAUUUAU
Benincasa hispida (wax gourd) is the source of this 3499-nucleotide messenger RNA. The record is from RefSeq and is a predicted model, not a curated record. Lineage: Eukaryota; Viridiplantae; Streptophyta; Magnoliopsida; Cucurbitales; Cucurbitaceae.